Brettanomyces bruxellensis is the source of this 1197-nucleotide messenger RNA. RefSeq lists its product as uncharacterized. Gene Ontology annotation, biological process: regulation of cyclin-dependent protein serine/threonine kinase activity; regulation of transcription by RNA polymerase II. Bases 1 to 1197 code for a protein of 398 amino acids. The transcript has a single exon. The record is from RefSeq and is a predicted model, not a curated record. Gene Ontology annotation, cellular component: transcription factor TFIIK complex; nucleus. NCBI's taxonomy places the organism in Eukaryota, Fungi, Ascomycota, Pichiomycetes, Pichiales, Pichiaceae. Gene Ontology annotation, molecular function: cyclin-dependent protein serine/threonine kinase regulator activity.
AUGGUAUCACCGAAAGAAGAAACCCCGUCGCCACCUGCAAAGCCAAAAAAAGUCACGAAUGAUGAUUUAUAUCGACGAUCCACCCAAUACAGGUAUUGGUCUUUUACAGUAUCAAAGCUUGCUGAUCUUCGUGUUCUAGCCAACAAAAAAGGCCUCAAAUCAACACAUGAGAAGUUGGACAACCUCGAUCCCACCUUAGAAGAAACAAAAGCAGUUACAAGCAACGGAUUGGACAAGUUUCCAUUUGUUACACCGACCGAAGAACUACAAAUCAUUACAUAUUACGCAAGGAAAUGCCAGGAUUUGGCAAAUUUCUUUAGGCUACCUUCACAGGUGAGAUCCACAGCCAUUGUAUACCUGUAUAAAUUUUACCUCACGCAUUCCGUGAUGGCCUACCACCCACAACAUAUAAUGUACACAUGUCUCUUUCUGGCAGCAAAGGUGGAAAACAGCUUUAUAGGGAUCAACAACUUCUCCAAGGCCAUUCCUAGAACCACGCCAGACUCCAUAUUGCAGUACGAGUACCUUAUUCUUCAAUCGCUGCGGUUUUCUUUGCGGUGCCACCAUCCAUUCAUGCCGCUUUAUGGUUUCUAUCUCGAUAUUCAGGAUCUUCUCCCUAAGGUUGAUCUGAAACGACUCACUAGAAGCUGCGAUAAGGCCCGUGAGCACAUUUCAGAGAGUCUGUUUACCGAUGUGUUCUUCCUCUUUACGCCUCCCCAAAUAGCGCUUUCCUGCCUGUGGAAAAGCGACGAUAUUCUCGUGGAGAGAUAUCUUGCGAAAAAAAUGGGCCUCAAGAAGCGCCAGAUUAAGGGUGAGUUGGCAGUUGUCAAGGAGGUCGAGAAGGGGAAUGGCGUUAGUUCAAAAUCCGCCUCUCCGGAUGCUGAUCCGGCCGAAAAUGAGCCAAAUUUGCUUACUCCACAGCAGAAAUUUGACAAAUUGAUGAUUACAAUUAAAAAAUGUGCCCAUGCCAUCGAGAAAAAUACUUGUAGCCCAUCUGUUGACGAGGCUCGCCGCAUUUCCUCCAAGAUUAGAUACUGUUUAGACCCGAUCCGGUAUGGUCGCAGGCUUGUAAAGCAGCAGAAAGAGACCGCCACGGUUGUGGUACAGGCCAAUGCCGAACAAAGCCGCCCUUCGAAAAGUGGUGCACGGAUGGCUGACGCUCCGGAGGGGCCUUCGAAGAGAGUGAAGACUGAAUGA